This is a messenger RNA of Arabidopsis thaliana (thale cress), 1706 nucleotides long. RefSeq names its product cytochrome P450, family 72, subfamily A, polypeptide 10 (gene CYP72A10). The transcript has 5 exons. NCBI's taxonomy places the organism in Eukaryota, Viridiplantae, Streptophyta, Magnoliopsida, Brassicales, Brassicaceae. Gene Ontology annotation, cellular component: membrane. The record is from RefSeq and is marked reviewed. Gene Ontology annotation, molecular function: iron ion binding; oxidoreductase activity, acting on paired donors, with incorporation or reduction of molecular oxygen; oxidoreductase activity. The coding region runs from base 1 to 1545 and encodes 514 amino acids.
AUGGAGAUAUCAGUUGCAUGCGUAACAGUUUCUGUAGUUGUAGUUGUUGUGUCAUGGUGGGUAUGGAGAACUUUACAGUGGGUUUGGUUUAAACCAAAGAUGCUUGAAAGUUACUUGAGAAGACAAGGUCUUGCCGGAACUCCUUACACACCUCUUAUCGGUGAUUUGAAGAGGAACGUCAACAUGUUGACGGAGGCAACAUCCAAACCCAUCAAACUAACCGAAGAUAUCACACCUCGUGUCCUGCCUCAUCCCUUCCAAAUGCUCAAGACUCACGGAAGGACUUUCUUUACAUGGCUUGGACCCAAACCAACCAUCACCAUAAUGGAUCCAGAGCUAAUCAAAGAAGUGUUCAACAAAGUUUAUGAUUAUCCGAAGGCGCAAACGUUUCUUUUGGGCAGACUAAUAGCCACUGGAAUCAUUAAUUACGAUGGUGAUAAAUGGGCGAAACACCGAAGAAUCAUCAACCCUGCUUUUCAUAUAGAGAAGAUCAAGAAUAUGGUACCUGCGUUCCACCAGAGCUGCAGCGAUGUUGUUGGCGAAUGGAGCAAGUUAGUGUCGGAUAAAGGGUCGUCGUCCUGUGAGGUAGACGUUUGGCCUUGGCUUGUGAGUAUGACUGGAGAUGUGAUCUCUCGUACUGCUUUUGGCAGCAGCUACAAAGAAGGGCAGAGGAUCUUUGAGCUACAAGCAGAACUAGUACAUCUCAUCUUACAAGCUUUUUGGAAAGUUUACAUCCCUGGAUAUCGUUAUCUCCCUACGAAGAGUAAUAGAAGGAUGAAAGCAGCAGCUAGAGAAAUCCAAGUUAUACUGAAAGGGAUCGUUAACAAAAGGUUAAGGGCGAGAGAAGCUGGGAAAGCAGCACCAAACGACGAUUUGUUGGGAAUACUUCUUGAAUCAAAUUUGGGGCAAGCCAAAGGAAAUGGAAUGAGUACUGAGGAUGUGAUGGAGGAGUGCAAGUUGUUCUAUUUCGCCGGGCAAGAGACAACUUCGGUACUUCUGGUCUGGGCAAUGGUGCUGUUAAGCCACCACCAAGAUUGGCAGGCUCGUGCACGAGAGGAAGUGAAGCAAGUUUUUGGCGAUAAAGAACCUGAUACAGAAUGUCUUAGCCAGCUCAAAGUUAUGACAAUGAUAUUAUAUGAGGUUCUCAGGCUAUAUCCUCCUGUAACUCACCUGACCCGAGCGAUUGACAAAGAGAUGAAGCUAGGUGACUUGACACUACCAGCCGGUGUUCAUAUCAGUCUACCUAUAAUGCUAGUCCAACGCGACCCCAUGCUGUGGGGUACUGAUGCAGCAGAAUUUAAGCCUGAGAGAUUCAAAGACGGUCUUUCAAAGGCAACAAAGAGCCAAGUCUCCUUCUUUCCAUUUGCAUGGGGACCGAGGAUAUGCAUCGGCCAGAAUUUUGCCAUGUUAGAGGCAAAGAUGGCAAUGGCGUUGAUUCUACAGACAUUCACCUUCGAGCUUUCUCCUUCCUAUGUUCAUGCGCCUCAAACAGUCGUUACCAUUCACCCGCAGUUCGGUGCACAUCUUAUUCUGCGCAAGCUAUAAUUCUAUAACCACAUGUGCUGUUGUCAAAUAAACAUAGGAAAAUAAUCCAGAUCAUAAUAUAAAACUCAAAUCUUUUUCUUAUUUGAAGUCAGAACUUUGUCCUCACAUAUGUCUUGAGAAACCAAAAUAUUUCCAAUAAAAAGAGUGAAACGCAUGGACCA